AUGUCAAGUGUUUCAGAAGACAACAGCUCAAAUUCACCAGAAGACUCUAUAGACGAAGACUUAAAGCCGAAAAAUAUCAAGGAACUGAGAUUAAUACGAAACAAAUAUUUUUCAAAAUUUCUUCUCGCCAAAUUAGAAUAUUCAAUUUCCAACCAAUCUUGGAAAGGAAUUUACGAUCUUGAACAAUUAUACAAAGUACGUUUACCGCCUCUGAAAAUCGUCAAUAAACUGAAAGAUUUAUACGGUCAGCAAAUUCCAAUCCAUACAACUGAAUUCGGUGCAUACGUGCAUGUGAAACAUGCAGUUAUGUUAUUGGUGGCAACGAAUCAAGAUAUAUUGAGAAGAAAAAUUCAAACAGAUAAUCGUGAUCUACUACUAGCGUUAUGGUGGAUAUUCUCCACAUGA
Messenger RNA from Didymodactylos carnosus, 405 nucleotides. The record is from the annotation of a GenBank genome assembly. Lineage: Eukaryota; Metazoa; Rotifera; Eurotatoria; Philodinida; Philodinidae.